Molecule: messenger RNA, 1781 nt
Organism: Medioppia subpectinata
Lineage: Eukaryota; Metazoa; Arthropoda; Arachnida; Sarcoptiformes; Oppiidae
Source: the annotation of a GenBank genome assembly
CUAUUGAAAGAGUUGGGAACCGAUCGAGUGAUCAAUUAUAAGACCGAGAAUUUGGAUGAAGUGCUCACUAAAGAGUUUCCGGACGGAUUGGAUGUGAUUUGGGAGACAAUUGGAGGCAAAGUGUUUGAGACAUUAUUUAGCCAUUUAGCUGUGCAUGGGCGAUUAAUUCUUGUGGGCUCUAUCAGUGGGUACAAGACUGAAGGGGUUGGCGGCGCACCCAUUGAUAAUCUUCAGGCUAAAAUUUUGGCCAAAAGUCAAGUGAAGGAGAAUUCAAUGGAAUUGAUUCUGUGGUCAGAGGAGUGGAGUCAAGUGAAGGAGAAUUCAAUGGAAUUGAUUCUGUGGUCAGAGGAGUGGAGCCAUACAAUACGCACAGCACUGACCGUCGCUCCCAUUAAUGGCACGUUAUAUAUGACAAGUAAUGUCUUGUGCUUUGACUGGCAAUCAAGUGAAGAGUCAGUGAAUGAAGAGUUGAAACGCAGUUCUAAAGCAAUCAAUCGAUCACUACUUCAGCACAACAUUCGCGACAACACGUGUCCACACAAGCCAUACAAAUGUCAUCCAUUUCAUCGCAAAACAGCUGUAAAUAUGUCGGACAUCGGAAAUAGCAGUAAUAAUGGCGAUAACGGGAGGUCUUCGGUGGGCAGCAGUAACGCGACGGACGCGACCGACACGACGGACCAGUCAUGUGUGGUCUGCGGCGACGUGUCUUCGGGUCGACACUACGGAGCGGUCACUUGCGAGGGCUGCAAAGGCUUCUUCAGGCGUAUCAUCUGUUAUAAGAAUGAGUCGAUGUAUCGCUGCAUCGGAAUGAAUGGUCAGAACCGGUGUCUCAUCACUAACGACAGCACUCGUCGCAAGUGCUGUAAGCGGUGUCGCUAUCAGAAGUGUCUGGAGAUGGGAAUGCGGGCCGACCUCUGCGUCAAGAUUGAGCCCAACAGAGGACGCAAUGACGUGGACACCGAUGAGGACAGCAACGACUCGAUGCUGAUGAACGCCGACGAGUUGGUCGCCUUCAAGAGUCAAGUGAACCAAUCGUUUAACGAUUACAUCGUUUUGGCCAACUUUGAGGAAUCGACCGCCGGUUCGGACAGUAAUAACAAUCGUAACGAUACUAACGACUCGUUUCUGAUUGUAUUGAAUCAAAUGAGAAUCAAUUUGGAGUCAAAUGUGCGCCAAUUUAUCUCAUCUAUCGAUGCGUGCCGUGAAUUGAGUCCUUGGGUUCAACACAAACUAAUCAAGGAUUCGGUGAAUGAGCUCUUCGUUCUGGUCAUCGUCUCAAACCUAAACCGCUUUGAACAUAUCAUACGUCCGAAUGGUCUAUAUUUCGGUGACGAAGAACUGGACCUAACGUUUCGAGCCGUUUGUAAGACAUUUGACGAUUUAUGCGAUGCCAUGGACGGCCACUGCCAGCGCGAGACCGACGACCCCCACGACAAUAGGCAUAGUAUAUGUGCGGCCAUUAGUUUAAUGUCAAUCGUCAACAGCGUUAGAGACGAAGCAUUGAACGACCGAAGAGUGGACAGAAUUCGGGACAAAAUACUAAUCGCUUAUGAGUUGUAUAAACACCCGAUGACUUCCAAAUCGGUACAAGUGUCCCAUUUAUUGGCGCAAAUGAACGCCGUUAUAGUUAAGCGCCGGUUAUUUUGCCAAAUUGACUAAAGCCCCGAUAGGGUAGGGGUCGGCAGCCAUAGUAUGACUCCAAUUACACAUUAUUUAAUAUAUAAUCCAAUAUUGUUAUAAAAGCUAAUAUUUUAUAAGAUUAAAGUAUUUUUCAUAUAAAC